AUGGAAUUUACAAACUAUAAAUAUUUUAACCAAGUUUUUGAAUAUAUCACAAAAAACUAUCAAAAUAAAACAAAUGAUUUUUUAAAAAAUUUAAAAAAUUCAGAAAAUGAAACAUUUAAUAAAUUACUAGUUUCAAUAAUUAGGGAAAAACUAUUACCAUUUAUUAAUGAUGAAAUAAAUUUAAAAGAAAAUCAAACAAAUAAUUUUAAAUUUAAUUGUGGUGAUAAUAGUAUUAAAGAAAUUAGUUUUGAAAUUGAAAAAGUUUUUGGAUUUUCAUUUUUUACAUUUAAAAAACCAAUAUAUUAUAAUUAUUACACUGAAAGAAAUCAAACAAUUUUAAAUUCAACAUUAGAAUUAAUUGAAAUUUUAAAACAGAAUCCAUCAUUUAAUGAUAUUGAAGUAUUUAAAAGUGAAAUUGUAAAUAGUAUUACCAAUAUGGCAUUAAUUACAACACUAUGUUCUGAUGAUUUAAAUAAAAUCAAAAAAUUAUCAAUUGAAAAUAAUUGGAAUUAUUUAUCAGAUUAUGUCGAUGCCCAAUUUAAAAAAGAUAAAACAUUUGAUAAAUUUUUAUUUUAUGAUCAAAUUCAUCUUAGUGGUCAUCAUAUUCAUCCAAGUUUUAAAUUAAGGUUAGGUUUAAAUCAUAAACAAGUAAUUCAAUACUCUUAUGAAUUAAAAAAAGAAAUACCAAUUAGAUUCAUUGGUUUAAAUAAAUCAGUGGCAAGAUUUGAUAUGAUCAAUGAUGGUGAUGGUAAUGGUGAUGGUAAUGGUGAUGAUAAUCCAACAAGUUAUUUUUUUAAAUUAUUUCCAAAUUUAAAAGAAUUAAUAAUAAAUUACUUUAAAGUAAAUCAAGGAUUAAAUAUUGAUAAUUAUAUUAUUUAUCCAAUGUUUCCAUAUCAAAUAACUGAUACAUUUCCAAUACAAUUUAAAAAUGAAAUUGAAAAUAAAGAAUUAAUAAUUAUACCAGAGGAAUUAUAUUCAAUUAAAUCAUUUCAAACUUCAUCAUUAAGGAAUUUAAUACCAGUAAUUGAAAAUAAUAAUAACCCACCACAUAUUAAAUUUUCAGUACCAAUUCAAACUACAAAUUUCGUUAGAUUUAUGCCAAAUGAUUUUAUACCAGUUGGUACAUCAGUUUCAAAAAUUUUAAAAAGAAUUAAAGAAAUUGAAUUUGAAAAUUUUAAUAAUAAAAUUGUAUUUUUAAAUGAAAUUGGUGGAAUUUAUCAUAAAAAUGAUACAGAAUUAAAAUAUCAAAAUUUUGCAAUAAUAUGGAAAGAAAAUACAAAUUUAUUUUUAAAAUCAAAUGAUGAUCAUCCAAUUAGUUCUUGUUCAUUAUUUAAUCAAUCACCAAUUUGUGAAUCUUCAAAAUUACAAACAAUUUUGGGUGAAAUUAUUAAAAAAUAUAAUGAAUUUAAUAUAAGUAGUAGUAGUAGUAGUACUAUUAUUUCCAAUGAUGAUAUUGAUCAUGAUGGUUUUAAAAAUUCAAUUUUAAAUUGGUUUAAAUUAUAUUGUAAAUUAUUAAUUGAACCAAGUUUAAUUUUAUUAACAAAGUAUGGUAUUUCAUUAGAAUCUCAUUUACAAAAUUCAGUUUAUGUUUAUGUUAAAGGUGAACCAAAAUUAUUAAUUUUAAAAGAUUGGUCUGGUAUUGUAAUUAAAAUGGAUAGAAUUUUAAAACAUAAGCAAUUAAUUGGUGAAAACUUAAUAAACUCAAUUCCAAAGUUAAUUCAAUUAUCAGAUUUAGAAUUUUAUAAAAUGUUUUCACAUUCAAUUUUACAUAAUCAUAUUUGUCAAAUUAUAAUUGGAAUUUGUAAAGAAUUUCCAAAUCAUAUUACAGAGACUCAAUUAUGGUUUGAAUGUUAUCAAAUAAUGAAAAAUACUUUUAAUUUAAUUAAUAAUCAAGAUAUUAGUAGUAAUGGUAGUGGUGGUAGUGAUAGUGGUAGUGGUGGUACUUUUAAGAAUGAUAUUGAAAAUGAUGAAAAUGAAUUAUUUAAAAAAGAAUUAAAAGUUAAAGCACUUACUGGAAUGAGAUUAUUAACAAAAAAUCAAAUUUUAUUACCAUUUAAUGUUAAAAAUCCUUUAAAUCAAUUUAUUUAA
Molecule: messenger RNA, 2088 nt
Organism: Dictyostelium discoideum AX4
Lineage: Eukaryota; Evosea; Eumycetozoa; Dictyosteliales; Dictyosteliaceae
Exons: 1
Coding region: 1-2088 (695 amino acids)
Biological process (GO): siderophore biosynthetic process
Molecular function (GO): acid-amino acid ligase activity
Source: RefSeq, a predicted model, not a curated record